CUUCGCAGCCUUGCUCCUGUUAUGAUGACCCUCUGCCUGUUUGUUGACAUCUGCCUGCCUGCAUUAGCUCUUUAGUCUUGUACCUGCUCUUACUGCCUUCACGUCGAUGACUGUUUCCCCCUCCUCACCUCACUGACCCAUGAAAGAAGCCAUGCCGGUGCUCACAGCAGGAGCGGGGCUACAUGAAACGUUGGCCCUGCUGACCUCUCAGCUGCGGCCCGAUGCCAACCACAAAGAGGACAUGAUGUUCCUCAAAGAUGUCUUCAGUGAGAGGAGCCUGGGAUACCUCAUGAAGAUCCACGAGAAGCUGAGACAGUACGAGAGACAGAGUCCAACACCUGUCCUACACAGCGCCUCUUCUCUGGCAGAGGAUGUGGCAGAGGAGCUGCAGAGUGGGCCGAUGAGCACCGAGGAGAAGGAGCUGCUCCACCUGCUGACGUCGCCACAUCUCAAGGCCGUUCUCUCGGUGCACGACACUGUGGCUCAGAAGAACUUCGACCCCGUGCUGCCGCCGUUGCCAGAUGACUUUGAGGAUGAGCUAGAGGAGGAGUCAGUGAAGAUUGUCAGGCUGGUGAAGAACAAGGAGCCUCUGGGAGCCACCAUCAGGCGGGACGAAGCCACCGGGGCAGUGAUCGUGGCUCGGAUCAUGAGAGGAGGGGCAGCUGAUCGAAGUGGCUUGGUCCAUGUAGGAGAUGAACUCAGGGAGGUCAACGGAGUCUCUGUGAUCCACAAGAGACCUGAUGAGAUCAGUCAGCUGCUGUCCCAGUCCCAGGGCUCCAUCACUCUAAAGAUAAUCCCUGCCAUUAAGGAAGAGGACCGACUGAAGGAGAGCAAGGUGUACAUGAGGGCCUUGUUUGACUACAUCCCGUUGGAGGACAGGGCCACGCCCUGCCAAGAGGCGGGACUUCCCUUCAAACGGGGAGACAUCCUGCAGGUCGUGACCCAAGACGACCCCACGUGGUGGCAGGCCAAACGUGUGGGAGACAGCAACCUGCGCGCCGGACUCAUCCCCUCCAAGCAGUUCCAGGAGAGGCGACUGGCCUACAGGAUGAAAAUGGGCACGCUCCCGAAUCCAAAAUCCCCUAAAAAGCCUGUCUCUGACCAAGGAUGUGAUAAAGAGGACUGUGACUGUGAGGGCUAUUUCAAUGGACAGUACAUAGCUGGUUUACGGAGGAGUUUCCGGCUGAGUCGCAAGGACAGGCAAGGAUCGUCAGGAGAGGGCUCUGAUCCUGGAGACCCCGAGUUCCUGACUUAUGAGGAGGUGACCCGCUACCAGCAAAGGUCCAAUGAGAGGCCUCGCCUGGUGGUUCUGAUUGGUUCUCUCGGAGCACGAAUCAAUGAACUCAAACAGCGGGUGAUCGCUGAAAACCCUCAUCGUUAUGCAGUAGCUGUGCCCCAUACCACCAGGCCCAGGAAACCUCAUGAGAAGGAAGGGGUGGAGUACCACUUUGUCACCAAACAGCAGUUUGAUGCAGAUGCUUUGAACAACAAGUUCAUAGAGCACGGGGAAUACAAGGAGAACCAGUACGGCACCAGUAUAGAGGCUAUCCGCUCUGUACAGGCCAAGAACAAGAUGUGUGUAGUGGACGUGCAGCCUGAGGCCCUGAAGAGGCUGCGGACGGCAGAGUUCAAGCCCUAUGUCAUAUUCGUCAAGCCUCGUGUUCCCGAGAGCAGACGGCGCCGCAGUGCCGCCACCUCGCCGGGAGGGGGGGAGCACGGCCGCGUUACAGACGAGGACCUGCAGGAGAUGCGUCAGUCUGCCAUUCAGAUCGAUCAGCAGUACGGACACUUGGUGGACCGGGUCCUGAUCAAGGAGGACUCGGCCAGUGCCUGUGCAGAACUGCGAGGUAUUUUGGAAAGGCUGGAGCGAGAAUCCUUCUGGGUGCCUGUCAGCUGGGUGCGGACCUAA
Xiphias gladius (swordfish) is the source of this 1909-nucleotide messenger RNA. RefSeq names its product membrane palmitoylated protein 3a (gene mpp3a). Gene Ontology annotation, molecular function: protein binding. Gene Ontology annotation, cellular component: plasma membrane; cell-cell junction. Bases 140 to 1909 code for a protein of 589 amino acids. NCBI's taxonomy places the organism in Eukaryota, Metazoa, Chordata, Actinopteri, Istiophoriformes, Xiphiidae. The record is from RefSeq and is a predicted model, not a curated record. The transcript is spliced from 19 exons.